AUGAGUUUCUUUGGAUUUGGAGGACCAACAGUUAAUGUUAAUAUUCAAUUAGAUGAAAAUCAUAGAAAAAAAACAAUAUUUCAAACAGAAAAUAAAGAGAAAAUAUUUAUUCCAAUUUAUACUGAAAAAGAUACUGUUUUUGGAACAAUAGAAAUACAAUGUGAAAAUAAAAAAUGUGAACAUAAUGGAAUUAAAAUGGAAUUACUUGGAAUAAUUGAAAAUGAUUCAUCAAAAAUACAAAAAGAAUUUUUAAGAAAUUGUAUUGAUAUUUGUGGAACAAAUACAUUAUCAGAAGGAAUAACAACAUAUCCAUUUACAUUUGGAAAAAUAGAAAAGAAAUAUAAUAGUUAUUAUGGAAGUAUUGGAAGAAUAAGAUAUAUAAUUAAAUGUACAAUUCAAAGAUUUUCAAAAAUAAUUAAAGAAAUAGAAAUUGGAGUUAUUAAUAAAUCACCUCAUAGAAUUAAAAAAUCAUUUGAAACAACAUUAACAAGACCAAUUUUAAUGCAUUUUGCAGUUGAAUCAAUUACAUAUGAAGUAAAUGAUAUUAUUCAUGGAUUAUUAAAAGUUGUUACUUCUAAAAAUUAUUCUUCAGAUAUUUUUACUUCAAUUAAUUUAGAAUUAAUUAAAAAAGAAAUAUUUUCAACUGAAAAAAUAACUAAAGAAUUAUCUAAAAAAAUUAUUGAAAUUGAAGUUUUAAAAGGUGUUCCAGAAAGUGAUGAAAUAAUUCCUUUUAAUUUAAUUUUACCAACUGAAAAAUUAAGUCCUUCAUUUAAAACAAUUGAAGGAUUUUCUCUUCAAUAUUUUUUAAUUAUUAAUAUACAUUUAAAAGAUACUUCUAAUUCUAAAACUGAAAAUUCUAAUCCUAAAACUGAAAUUCCAAUUAAUAUUUUAAAAGAAGAACAAACAAAAAUACUUUUUGAUGAAAAAAUGAAUGGAAUGUUAGAAUGGUUAGAUGAAAUGGAUAAAUUUGAAGAAAUUAUACCUCAAGAUUUUGGUGAAACACCAUUAAUUAAACAAUCAAUUGAUGAAUUUAAUAAUGUUGAAGAAAUUGAUUCUCUUCAUGAUUUAAAAGAAGCAGAAGAAAAAUUAAAAAGUGAUGCUUGUUUAAUAAAAAAAGUAGAAUUUGAUUGGUAA
This is a messenger RNA of Entamoeba histolytica HM-1:IMSS, 1134 nucleotides long. RefSeq names its product vacuolar sorting protein 26, putative. The transcript has 3 exons. Gene Ontology annotation, cellular component: endosome; retromer complex. Lineage: Eukaryota; Evosea; Mastigamoebida; Endamoebidae. The coding region runs from base 1 to 1134 and encodes 377 amino acids. Gene Ontology annotation, biological process: retrograde transport, endosome to Golgi; intracellular protein transport. The record is from RefSeq and is a predicted model, not a curated record.